CUCUAUUGUGUUGUUUCCAGUAUAGUACAAAUCAAUUGUAUUUAAUUUUGUGUUUUACCCAGUUAUUGUUUGCGCUAAAAAAUUUUAGUUCUUUGUUAAGAUGGAAGAAAUGGAUUAUAAAUCUGGAAAAAACUCACCCAAAAUAGAAGAAAAAUUUAGUAGCUGCUACUGCGGUAAGGAGAGAAAUUUCAACAUAGUUGAGCUACUAUGUGUGACAUGUAAUCGCUGGUUCCACGAAUCCUGUAUCGGAUUUCAGUUGGGUCGUUUAGUACCCUUUGUGAUGAACUAUGUUUUCGUUUGCAAAAACUGUUCCGUGACGGGGUUGGAAAGUUUCCGGAAAACUCAAGCUACGAUCCCGCAAAUGUGCAUUACAGCUAUCGCCAAUCUGCAGCAAGCCGCUUUGAAAGAGGGUAAAACGCGGUUGAUGUUUAGCAAGGAUAAAGACAUUAUUCCCUAUAUGGACCAUUAUUGGGAAUCGAUGACAACGAUGAGUCGUCGCUCUACACAAUCGUGGUAUGCUACAGUUCAGCGAACUUUGAUCAAGGAUAUAAACUCGUUGUUUACUUACGAGGAGACUAACGAAAACGGACAAAUGUACGGUUUAGUGAUGCAGGAUUUGAGCAUGAUACGACCCAACUAUGACGAAAGUAGUGGGCAGGGUGCACAAAAUCUAGCUAAAGCUGGGCGGCAGCCGAAGCGUAAGUUUCCGAAUAGCGAUCAGGGUGGUGCCCUAAAUAAAAAGAGUCGACUUGGAACGGAAUUGGGUGCGCUGGUAAAACUUCCUGCUCAUGGUUACCCAUUGGAGCAUCCUUUCAACAAAGAUGGCUACCGGUACAUUCUGGCUGAGCCAGAUCCACACGCUCCGUUUCGGCAAGAGUUCGACGAGAGUGCUGAUUGGGCUGGGAAACCUAUUCCUGGGUGGUUAUAUCGAGUAUUGUCGCCGAAUGCUGUUCUAGUGGCUCUUCACGAUCGUGCACCCCAGCUAAAGGUAUCUGAGGAUCGAUUGUCUGUUACUGGUGAAAAAGGUUACUGUAUGGCACGAGCGUCGCAUUAUGUAACACGUGGCUGCUGGUAUUGGGAAGCGACCGUAGAAGAGAUGCCUGAAGGGUCUGCGUGCCGUUUAGGUUGGGGUCAGGAAUAUGCUAAUUUGCAAGCCCCACUCGGUUAUGACAAAUUUGGUUACUCGUGGCGUUCGCGUAAAGGGACGCGCUUUCACGAAUCUCACGGCAAACAUUAUAGUGAUGGCUACGGUGUGGGGGAUACGCUUGGUUUUAUGAUUGUCUUACCGGAAUCUAACCCCUCGGGUCAUAUUCCCAGCACGUUCAAAGAUCGACCGCUUGUUAAAUUUAAAAGUCAUCUAUACUACGAGGAAAAGGAUAAGGUAAACGAAACCUUGAAAACGCUGAAAGUGCUACUGGGCGGCAAAAUUUUCUUUUUUAAGAAUGGCGUGUGCCAAGGAGAGGCAUUUACUGAUAUUUUCGGUGGAGCUUACUAUCCUGCUUUGUCAAUACACAAAAAUGCCACAAUUAGUCUCAACUUCGGACCUAACUUUAAGCAUCCUGAAGUGCAAGAACAGUUCAAUACGAAAGGAAUGCAUGAACGUGUAGAAGAGAUAAUCUGCGAACAAACUAUGGCAGAUAUGAUGUACUUUACAGAAAACGAUGGCAAGCUAAGACUGGACAGCUAUAACAUUUAAAAUGUUUAGUUUUGGGAUUUGUAAAUAAAUUUUUUUUUGCAGUCA
This is a messenger RNA of Sabethes cyaneus, 1741 nucleotides long. RefSeq names its product set1/Ash2 histone methyltransferase complex subunit ASH2 (gene ash2). The transcript has 5 exons. The record is from RefSeq and is a predicted model, not a curated record. The coding region runs from base 101 to 1696 and encodes 531 amino acids. Gene Ontology annotation, cellular component: Set1C/COMPASS complex. Gene Ontology annotation, molecular function: transcription cis-regulatory region binding; protein binding. NCBI's taxonomy places the organism in Eukaryota, Metazoa, Arthropoda, Insecta, Diptera, Culicidae.